Messenger RNA from Pisolithus orientalis, 708 nucleotides. RefSeq lists its product as uncharacterized. The coding region runs from base 1 to 708 and encodes 235 amino acids. The transcript has 3 exons. The record is from RefSeq and is a predicted model, not a curated record. Lineage: Eukaryota; Fungi; Basidiomycota; Agaricomycetes; Boletales; Pisolithaceae.
AUGACACCUGCCACUGGCAAGACAACCACCUCAGCCACUCCAAGCUCCCACAGGCAAAUUUUCAAUGGAGUGGUCAUCAUCACUCCAUUCUGGCAGCAGUCAGGUUGGCAGACAUCAAGCCCAGCAUCCUGGGGGGCAGCAACAUCCCAAAGCCAUCUCACUACCCCAUCCCACCCAGUGACCCCCAAUGCCACCCCAAUAGAGCAGAUGGAAGAGGAGAGUGUGGCAUUGUGGCAGCAGCAUAUGGAGACAGCACACAAUCUGCUAGAUACCUGUUGCAAGCUUGCCAAUGCCCAGUGGGCCCUUGCAGAUACCCAGACCAAGUUGCAGAUGCUUUGCAAUGUUGUUGAGGCCUUAUGCCAGCAUCUGUACCCAUUGCCACACUCCUCACCCAAUGCACCUGGACCCUCCCACCCCUCCCCCAUCAGCUUUGCAAUUACAAGUCAUCAAGCAGUUGUUCCCACUGAUGGUGCAAGGAUACUUGACCUUGUGCCCACUAUGAUGGUCCAGGAUGUUGUGAUUGAUACCAGCAUCCUCCAGAACCUCCUGGGUGAUAUGCUUUUAGCCCCUUCUACUCUCCUGCCACUGCCCCCACUUGUAGGAGAAGCCCAGCCCCCUAUCUAUGUCUCUUUGGGGGCAGUUGCCAACCAUGCCAGUGGGGACAAUGCUGAUGAUGAGGAUGCCACUAAUUGGAUGGACACAGAUUAA